GUUCCUUCUUUUAAUAAUAUUUUUUUAGUGUUGCAUCUCAACCAAAAUAACGUAGAGAUACUUUGGAGGUCAUUUAAAGUUUUCUUUCUUUUUACAAAUAUAAUUCGAUGGUAGCUUGUUGCGUUAUGCUAAACAUAAAAUCAAUAUAUAUAGCCGGCGAGAUCAGCGUGUUUGAUAUUUACUCCCCAACAAAAUGAUGUUCCUCAAGCUUAAGUGCGCGAAACCCCGCCACCUCUGCGAGCUUCUUAAACGAUUCUCCUUCGGCGCCGUUUCCUUUGACGUGCACAGCUUAGCCCACUUCCUCGACGCUUGCAUGUACGACGUGGCGGCCGCCCAUGCCUGCCUUCUGAAGUCCCAUGGCUUGGCCAGUUGUUCCGCACCGUGGAACAAAAUCCUCGAUCUUUACGGCAGAAGCGGCCUAUUUCGACGAGCUCAGCAGCUGUUCGACGUAAUUCCCAGCAGAGACGUUGUCUCUUAUAACACGCUGAUCUCUGCUCACGUUCGCCAGGGUCAUGCUACCUUUGAGUCUCUGCGACUCUAUACUCGGAUGCUGUGCGAGAACAUCAAGCCCGACAACGUCACCCUAUCGAUGUUGCUCGCCACUUCGAGUAUGUUGGUGGAGCAAAUCCACUCCCAUUCGACCAAGAUGGGUCUCAACUCGAAUGCUUUCGUUGGGGGAGCCUUGGUCAGCGGCUACGAGAGAUGUCGAGGGCUGGAGGAAGCAAUCCGCACAUUUGAGGAGAUCGAGGAGAUGGAUGUGGUCGCCUGGAACAUACUGAUUGAUGUGUGCGCUCGGAGAGGGAGCAAGCGGCAUGCCGUGGACAUGUUCUGCCGGAUGCGCAAGGAGGGUGGUGGUGCCCUUGAUUGCUUCACCUUGACGAGCGUCUUGAAGACAUGCUCGGAGAGAGGGGAUCUGAGCCUUGGUAUGCAGCUCCAUGGGUGUUCCUGGAAGGCUGGCUUGGUGCGUGAUACCCCGAUUGGGAAUGCUCUUAUUACUAUGUAUAUGAAAUGUGGAGGAGGAUUGGAUUCUGCAGUUGAAGUCUUCCAGACAAUUUUGGACCCGAAUAUUAUUUCGUGGACUGCGAUAAUUUCUGGAUUAGUGCAGAAUGGGCUGGCCAAAGAAGCAGCGGGCUUUUACUGUGAAAUGGUGUAUGUAGGCAUGAUGGAGAAUGAAUUUUGCUUUACUAGUGUAUUACCUGCUUUCAGUAUGUUGGUGAGCCUUGAUAAUGGGAGAAUGAUCCACUCAAGAAUCAUUAAGUCGGGGUUCUGUUGCGAUGUAAUGGUGGGAAAUGCACUGAUCGAUAUGUACUUCAAGUGUGGUAGUGCAGAAGAUGCUCAAAUGGCUUUUGAGACCAUGAGAAACCAUGACACAGUGUCAUGGACCAUUACGAUUCUGGGAUUUGGUCAGCAUGGAAAAGGAGAGGAAGCUCUUCAAAUCUUCAGAGCACUUGAAAGAAGUGGCACCAGCCCUGAUUCGGUUACUUUUCUUGCACUUUUAUCCACAUGCAGUCAUGGAGGUCUUGUGGAGGAGGGGAUUACGAUCUUUCACUCUAUGGUUAAUGAUUACAACAUCAAGCCAAAGAGGGAGCAUUGUGCUUGUGUAAUUGAUAUGCUGGGUCGUGCUGGUAAAUUGAGUGAAGCUGAGAAGUUCAUCCAGGAGAUGGGUAUAGAAAGGGAUCCAUUGGCAUGGGAAUCUCUUCUUGGAACUUGUGCGAUACAUGGAGCAACUGAACUGGGAGAGAGAUCAGCUGAGAAGGUUAUGGAAUUGGAACCACAUAAAGAUGGUCCGUAUGUCUUGCUAUCAAAUAUCUAUGCUGAACAAAAAAUGUGGGAGGAAAAGGUGAAAUUGAGAGGAAGAUUGGAUGCUAGUAUGUUGGCAAAAGAUGUAGGAUACAGCUGGUCUUCAGGUUUUAAAGUAUGAAAAUUCUAAGUUGAUAUUCAUCAAUGGCAACACUUCAACUAAUUCAGGAUAGUGUUUCUAUAAAGGCUUCAUUGAUCAUGCAAAUGAUCCCUUCAUGUGAUGUGCAACAUAUCCUGCUGUCCUUUCUGGAAUCAACUGGUGCUUAAACAUAAACUUAGUUAUCAGCAUGUGAACCUGAUUUCAGAUGCAGCAGGAUGACAGCUCUUUAUCUUCCAAAUCAGGGGAGAUUUUUUUGCUUAGUGCAUAUCCAAUAUCUGACUAUAUUACUCAUGACCGCAGAUGGUAUCAGUCACAUCAAAGGUACAGACACUUACCUUGGAGUUCAAUUUAGUGUUUUCUUCAUCCUGGUGCUAAUGGGAGACAAUUUCUAAGAGAGAUCCUGUUACUUGAGUUAUCAUUGGACCAUUUUAUUGGGCACACCUGAAACCAAAUAAUAUUUUUUGGCCUUUUUUCAGCUAAUUAAUCUAGGCUCCUGAAGUUCUCACAUGAGACCUUGGACAUAAAGAACCAAACCACAAGAAUUCAUCUAUCUGUCAACCUCGAAAUAUCAUCUUUCUAAAAUAUUGCUAAAGUCAGUAGCCUAUCUUUUCAGGACAUCGAAUAUUAGGAAAAUUACACUUGUAUCUUGUUUAUUUGGCUUCAUGAACUCUUGAAAGCAAUCUGAAUACAGUAGAGGUUCUGGCAUAUAAAAAUUUUGGAACCUCCAGUAAACUAGGUAAAUUUUGUUGUAUUCUUUAAGCAAGAAAUGGUUAUCACUGUCUGAAGGCUGAAAUAUGGAAAAGAUACUUUUCCACAAUCAGUGGAGUAGAUUGUGGAAUUGGAUGCUGCAUGAAGAAUGUGGGAAACAAAAGAGGAAGUCAGGGUAUGUCAAGACACACUCAUAUACUAGAGAGGGGAUUGGAUUCAGCUGGUUGUGCAG
This is a messenger RNA of Musa acuminata AAA Group (dessert banana), 2840 nucleotides long. Its product is annotated as pentatricopeptide repeat-containing protein At4g33170-like. NCBI's taxonomy places the organism in Eukaryota, Viridiplantae, Streptophyta, Magnoliopsida, Zingiberales, Musaceae. Gene Ontology annotation, molecular function: protein binding; RNA binding. The transcript has a single exon. Bases 194 to 1921 code for a protein of 575 amino acids. Gene Ontology annotation, cellular component: intracellular membrane-bounded organelle. Gene Ontology annotation, biological process: RNA modification. The record is from RefSeq and is a predicted model, not a curated record.